UUGGAAACGAGAUAACAGAAGAUCUUGAUUCUACUAUUAGUGGUAUAAGUGUAAAUAUCGUUAAAGAAUAAUAUUUAGAUUUUGAGACAUUCAUCUGGAAAGUUCCACAGAGUUCUGCGUCCUACUACUACUCGCUAGUACUUCCCACACAAAUCUACCUUCUAAUGAUUUCCUUCUUAUUAUUCCAUCCCACUUCCUCACCCUCAACUCUUUCAUAAAAUUCUAUCCAAAAAAAAAAAAAUUCACAACACUACUAAAUAAUUACUCACACCAUACAAUUUUCUCACACUAUUUUUUUAAGGUUAAAGAAAAAUGGGAGUAGAUUACUAUAAGAUUUUAGAAGUUGAUAAGAAAGCCAACGAUGAUGAUCUCAAGAAAGCUUACAGAAAGCUUGCCAUGAAAUGGCAUCCUGAUAAGAAUCCCAACAACAAGAAAGACGCGGAGACCAAAUUUAAACAGAUCUCUGAGGCUUAUGAGGUUCUAAGUGAUCCUCAGAAGAGAGCCAUAUACGAUCAAUAUGGUGAAGAAGGUCUGAAAGGACAAGUGCCACCUCCUGAUGCAGCAGGGGGUUUCCCUGGUGGUGGUACUACUUUCUUUCAAACUGGGGAUGGUCCAAAUGUGUUCAGAUUCAACCCCAGGAACGCCAAUGACAUUUUUGCUGAGUUUUUUGGGUCUUCAAGCCCAUUUGGAGGCAUGGGAGGCGGUGGAAGUGGCUUCCCAGGUGGUAUGAGGGGGUCAAGAUCGUUUGGUGGGGUGUUUGGGGAUGACAUCUUUAGUGCAUUUGGGGAUGGUCGGCCAAUGAGCCAAAGUCCUCGUAAGGCUCCUCCAAUUGAGAAUACUCUGCCUUGUAGCCUUGAAGAGCUCUAUAAGGGAACUACCAAAAAGAUGAAGAUAUCUAGAGAGAUUGCCGAUGCAAGCGGGAAAACCAUGCCAGUUGAAGAAAUCUUAUCCAUAGUGAUCAAGCCGGGCUGGAAAAAGGGAACAAAAAUCACAUUCCCAGAGAAAGGAAAUGAGCAACCAAAUGUGAUACCUGCUGAUCUUGUGUUCAUAAUUGAUGAAAAGCCACACAGUACAUUUGCAAGGGAUGGUAAUGACUUGGUUGUCACACAGAGGAUCUCACUUGCAGAAGCAUUAACAGGCUAUACAGUUAACCUCACCACACUGGAUGGAAGGAAUCUGACCAUUCCCAUCAACAGUGUGAUUAGUCCAAACUACGAGGAGGUGGUGCCGAAGGAAGGCAUGCCCUUACCAAAGGACCCUUCAAAAAGGGGUAACCUUAGGAUCAAGUUUAUUAUUAAAUUUCCAACUAGGUUGACUUCUGAGCAGAAGUCCGGAAUUAAGAAACUUUUGGGCUCUUGAAUUAGUUUUGGACUGGUGAAAUAAUAGACAGUUGAGUAUUUUGGUUUGUUAAUAAUAUUCUUUCUUGAGUUAUAUUGGAUUUUCUUGUUGUAACUUGUAAGGCUUGUAUAUUUAGAGCAAUAAGAUAUAUUUGGACGAUUCACUUCGAAUCAUAGUGUGUCACGGAAUUGAUGGAAACAGUUUGAAAGAUAUUCUCU
Messenger RNA from Cannabis sativa, 1556 nucleotides. RefSeq lists its product as uncharacterized. NCBI's taxonomy places the organism in Eukaryota, Viridiplantae, Streptophyta, Magnoliopsida, Rosales, Cannabaceae. Gene Ontology annotation, molecular function: protein-folding chaperone binding. The record is from RefSeq and is a predicted model, not a curated record. Gene Ontology annotation, cellular component: cytosol. The transcript is spliced from 3 exons. The coding region runs from base 313 to 1359 and encodes 348 amino acids.